GUCCAAUAGCUUGUUGCUUGAGAUGAGUUUUUGAGGUUCACAUCACCAACAGUCCCGAUAGGAUAGGAUAGCGAUUGAUAAAUGGCAAGCUAGUGAUCUAUUCACUUUUUAACACCGUCUCAAAUUCGACCUUUCCGGCCGUCUCUGCUGUCUCUAUCACAUCUUCCACCACCAACUGCAUCACCUGCAUCGCCUACCUAAGCAUAUACAUGUAUGACUUCGACGACAAUUAUAUGUUCACCGAAACGGCGCAAGCGCAGACUGUAUUAGCUCGGAGAAUAUAUAGUUGCGAAUAAGAACAUCCACACAGUUCGAAAGCACCGAUCUCAUGGCUGGGGCUAAGGGAAACUCGUUGCGCGAUCGCCAAAUCGCAUCUCUUAAAAAGAUCCUCAACCUAAACGAGGUCCUCGACCAAAAAGAUGAAGACGAAUCUCAUGCGAAUGGGCUAGCCCCGGCUGGUCCUAUAUUAACUGCCAAUGGCGAGCCCAUAUGGAAAGUUCUCGUGUUUGACGAUCUCGGCCGCGACGUAAUCAGCAGCGUCAUGAGGGUAAACGACUUGCGAUCCAUGGGUGUCACCAUGCAUAUGCAUCUUUCCGCAUCGCGACAUCCUAUUCCAGAUGUUCCCGCCAUCUAUCUCGUCGAGCCGAACGCAAAGAAUUUAGAAGGCAUAACGAACGACUUGCAGAAAGGCGUAUACUCUCCUGCCUAUAUCAAUUUCCUCUCCUCAAUACCACGUCCCCUUCUCGAGGACUUCGCAUCGCAAACCGCAACGGCGGGUACGGCGGAACACAUCGCACAGCUGUUUGAUCAGUACCUUAAUUUCAUAGUCGCCGAACCGGAUCUAUUUAGCUUGGGGAUGCAAAAAGAGCACACAUACUGGGCUUUGAAUAGCGCGAAGACGAAGGACGAAGAAUUAGACCAUGUUGUCGACAGGAUAGUCAGUGGUUUGUUCAGUGUCGCCGUGACCAUGGGUGUCAUCCCUAUUAUACGAUGUCCCAAAGGGGCUGCUGCCGAAAUGAUCGCUGGCAAGCUUGACCGAAAACUUCGUGACCACAUCCUCAACUCUAAAGACAACCUUUUCUCUAAUACCCGACCCGCCUCAUCUACGGGCACACCUGCCUCUCGCCCUGUCCUCGUUAUCUUAGAUCGAAAUGUCGAUCUUAAUCCUAUGCUAUCGCAUUCUUGGACUUACCAGUCCCUUGUACAUGACGUUCUUAAUAUGAAGCUCAAUAGAAUCACAAUCGAGACACCCGUGGAUGAAGAGAAUCCCGCGAAGGGGGUGACGAAGAAGGCUUACGACCUCACCUCCACGGAUUUCUUCUGGGAGAAGAAUUCCGGCGUUCCCUUCCCCCAAGUUGCGGAAGAUAUCGACGCCGAGCUGAUGCGCUAUAAGGAGGACGCCCAAGAAAUCACCAAAAAAACGGGGGCGUCGUCAUUGGAAGAUCUACAAAACGACACGAGCGCGAGCGCGCAGCAUCUUAAAGCGGCUAUAACACUCCUACCAGAGUUGAGAGAACGAAAAGCUGUGUUAGAUAUGCACAUGAAUAUUCUCGCUUCGGUAUUAAAGGGCAUAAAGGACCGCCAAUUAGACAACUAUUUCCAAAUGGAAGAAGACGUCAUGAAGCAAACGAAAGCUCAGAUCCUCGAAGUCAUCAAGGGCGAUGACAAAGGCAAAGAUUCGUUAGAUAAGCUUCGAUUGUUCAUAAUCUGGUUCUUGAGUACGGAGCAAGAAGUCAAUCGCGCAGAUUGGACUCAGUUUGAGGAGGCGCUCACAGCGGCAGAGGUUGAUACAACCUGCCUUGCCUAUAUUCGACAAGUCCGCGCCACAACAAAAAUGACCCAACUAACCACCAUUGGGCCCUCCCAACCCAACGCCUCGCAAUCCAACUCCACCGACAUAUUCGGCCGCUUCUCCUCCCUCUCCAGCCGGCUCACGGACCGGCUCAAGGAAACCGGCGUAGGCGUUCCCACGAACCUCGCCUCCAACUUCGACAACCUCAUCGGCGGCAUCAAGAACUUCCUCCCCGCGAACCGCGACUUCACCAUCACCAAGAUCGUCGAAUCCAUCAUGGACCCCCAAGCCGCCUCCACCUCCGCCAUCGCCAAGACAGAGAACUACCUCUACUUCGACCCGCGCAGCGCCAACGCCCGCGGCAGCAUGCCGCCCCCGAGCGCCAUCCGCGGCGGCGCCAGCACCCCCGGCGGCAUGCCCGGGGCCUCCGGCGUCCAGGGUCCCGGCACCGGAGCCAGCUUCGGCCAGCGCCGACAGGGGUUCUCCGAGGCCGUCGUGUUCACCGUCGGCGGCGGCAGCAUGGACGAGUACGGCAACCUCCAGGAAUGGGUCCAGCGCACGGGCGAGGCUGGCGGUCGCGCGAAGAAGAGGGUUGUUUAUGGGAGUACGGAGUUGCUUAAUGCGAGGGAGUUUAUUAAGGAGGAGUUGGAGAGGUUGGGGAAGGAGGUGCCUUGAUGGUUUGAUGUCUGUCUAGGUAUUUAUCUGUGCUAAGGGGGUGAUGAAUUGGGGGGUGGGGGUGGAUUAGGUACUCCGGAAAUUUAAAGGAGGACGUGCUAAGUUCGA
This is a messenger RNA of Annulohypoxylon maeteangense, 2575 nucleotides long. Its product is annotated as Sec1-like protein. Gene Ontology annotation, cellular component: cytosol; Golgi membrane. Gene Ontology annotation, molecular function: syntaxin binding. The record is from RefSeq and is a predicted model, not a curated record. The transcript has 5 exons. Bases 329 to 2467 code for a protein of 712 amino acids. Lineage: Eukaryota; Fungi; Ascomycota; Sordariomycetes; Xylariales; Hypoxylaceae. Gene Ontology annotation, biological process: endoplasmic reticulum to Golgi vesicle-mediated transport; intracellular protein transport.